AAGUUGACAAUCAAGCGCGUCAUGCCUCUUGGAAGCAGCGCAAGCUCAUGGCUUCAGUUUGAGUAGUUUUGUAACCUUUCAUUUUCCCAUCUUUAAAUACCUUGUUCCUUCCUCUAACUGCUUCUUCACUUCUCACUCCCAGUCUUUUCAUUUCAUUUAUUGCUGCUUAUCUUCUCAAACUCACCAAGUCUGCUCUCUGAGUAUGAACACGCACUGUGACAUCGUUGAAACUUCAAAGUCCAAAAGCAGAAUUUGUCAACACCUGCGGCCCUGUCAUCUCCUAUUGGCCCUCUCCCAUGCUCAAGCUUUCUGUACUCAGAAUGUCACAGAUUAUUGAUUAUUCAUAAUAAGAUCAUAAGGCCAAAAGUAACAAGGGGACCCAUUUCAAACUCAGAUCUGUGAAUCCAGUUCACAACAUUUGUUCCCUCUUUCACCGUGAAGCAUUUGCAGUCAUUUUCUUCUUCCCUUGGGCGUUGCGCUCAGCACUUUGUGGAACCCCGUUUCUGAUAAAUAGCGUUUCCCAUAGAAGUGUAGCUUUCAUGGCGUCGACGAGUGCUUGGUAAUUUCAAAGCUAGCUCGCAUUGAUUGUCUCGCCCCUUCCUAGUUCUUACCCCCCUCUACCCGUGUUCUUCUGGACGACCUUUGUCUUCUUCCCUUUUUCUGGUCUCCCUCGUUGUCUCUUUGAAAAGAAAUGAUAAAACCUUGGCUCUCUCUCUUCUUUCUUCUCCUCAUUGAAGUUAGGGAUUUUGUAUGGAAUGGCCUGAGCUACUUCCGGAUCUCCGCUUUUCGGUGUUCUACUGACUGUUGAAGAUUUUAACUGAGAGUCGCUGUUCAUUGAAGGUGACAACUCCUCGUGAAGGCGUGCAUUGAUAAGUGGUUUUGUUGCAUCGUUUGUGAAGGAAAGAUCCAAAAUUUUCCGAUUAUUCCGAAGAUGUUGUGUGCUUGUUCCGGGGAGCAAUUCAAAUUCGAAGACCCGCCACAGUCACCGGAGUCCCUCGCAACAAGAGAUUUCUCGGCCAGUGGACUCUCUUCGAGGACUGGGGAUUGGGAAUCUAAAUUUGAUGACACCCAAGUAGACGAAGCUGAAUCUACUCUUAAAGAAGCUCUCUCCUUGAACUACGAGGAAGCUAGGGCUUUGUUGGGGAGGCUUGAGUUCCAAAGAGGGAAUUUCGAUGCUGCUCUUCAGGUAUUUCAGGGGAUUGACACUAAAGGUUUGACCCCAAGGAUGAUUAGGGCCAUUUCUGAGAGAACCAGGCAAAGAAAACAACGUUCUAAGGCCGAUCACUUGCUUCCCUCUAUAAUGUCAAUGCAUUCAGUGAGCCUUCUUCUUGAGGCUAUUCUUCUUAAAGCUAAAUCAUUGGAGGCACUCGGACGUUACACCGAAGCCGCAAAGGAGUGCAAAAUAAUUCUGGACACGGUUGAUUCUGCGCUACCAGCUGGAAUGCCUCAAGGUUUUGGCGAAGAUUGUAAACUGCAAGACAUGUUUCACAGAGCAUUGGAGUUACUUCCAAAACUUUGGACCAAUGCAGGCUUGCUAGAUGAAGCUAUCACUGCUUAUCGGCGGGCUCUGAUCAAGCCUUGGAAUUUGGGGCCGCAAAGGCUGGCCACCAUGCAAAAAGAUUUAGCUGUCACACUCCUUUAUGGUGGUGUUGAAAUAAGCCUUCCCUCUCAUUUGCAUGUGUGGGGUGUAACAACGCCGAAGACUAACAUUGAAGAAGCUUCCCUGUUGUUGCUAGUACUUAUGAGAAAGAUAGCACUUCAGGAAAUCGAAUGGGAUUCCGAACUAUUAGAUCAUCUUGCAUUUGCACUUUCAGUUACUGGGAUGUUUGAAUCAUUGGCAGAUCACAUGGAGCAGAUCCUUCGAGGUGUCUAUAGCCGUGCUGAGAGGUGGUACUUUCUUGCCCUUUGUUAUAGUGCUGCAGGACAGAAUGAAACAGCAUUGAACCUUCUAAUGAAAGUUUGUGGUAGUUCUGAAGCAAAACAUAGACCCCAUUUUCCUUCCUUUUUAUUUGGAGCAAAACUGUGUUCCCAAGAUCCCAACCAUGCGUAUGAAGGCAUUAAAUUAUCACGGACAGUGAUUCAUCUAGCCAAGCAUCAAUGUGAGCAUUUUCAGGGUCAAGGUCACAGAUUUCUUGGUGUUUGUUACGGGGCUGCAGCUAGAAUUUCUGUCCUGGAUUCUGAAAGAGUUAUAUGCCAAAGAGAGUCUUUGAAUUCUUUAAACCAAGCUGCUUCAAUUGGAAAUAGCGACCCAGAAGUGUUAUUCAGCCUUGGAUUGGAAAAUGCAGUUCAAAGAAAUCUGAUGGCAGCUUAUGAGAAUGCAGUGAUGUACUCAGAUUUGAUCGUUGGCAGCUCAGGAAGAGGUUGGCAACUGUUAGCACUCAUAGUAUCUGCACAGCAACGGUUUAAGGAUGCUGAGACUCUGGUUGAUUUUGCUUUAGAUGAAUCUGGAAGGAUGGAUCAGUUACAACUUUUAAGAUUGAAAGCCGUGCUUCAAAUUGCUCAGCAGCAACCUAAACAAGCAAUAGAGACCUACAGAAUCUUGCUUGCACUAAUUCAAGCAAGAAAGGAUUUUUGGCUUGAAUACAAAAACAUCGAUCCAGCAAACACGUUGAGACAUGAGGAAUCAACAGAAAAAAAAUUGGAAAUGGAAGCCUGGCAGGAUUUGGCAACCAUUUAUGCCGAUCUAGGUGCCUUGCUUGAUGCAAAAACUUGUGUAGACAAAGCCCAGUUGAUAGAAUUCUUUUCUCCCAGAAGUUGGCAUAUCACAGGGACAUUGUUUGAAGCUAAAUCAUUGUACAAGGAGGCCAUUGUCUCUUUCACAAUUGCAUUAUCGAUAGAACCAGAUUAUGUUCCCAGCAUCAUUUCAACUGCAGAAUUGUUUUUGAAAGCUGGUAUGCAAUCGCUUCCAAUCGCAAGAAGCUUUUUAAUGAACGCUCUGCGUUUGGAACCCACAAACCAUGAUGCGUGGUUCAACCUUGGAUUGAUUUCAAAAAUGGAGGGUUCAUUGCAGCAAGCAGCAGAUUUCUUCCAAGCUGCAUAUGAGCUGAAGCUUUCAGCGCCAGUUGAAAGAUUUGUGGGAGUAAUUGACACUUCGAGAUGAGAGAACACCUGUAACUGAUUUGGUCGAGAGAAAGUGAGUUUCAUCAAUAGCAUAAUAGAUACUUGUUCAAUAUGUAUAGCAAUUCUAGCUGCUCAUCUGUAGAUCUACUUCAUGCUGCUUCAAUCAAAUGUCUCACACAUUUCACAGUUGAAUUAAAACAGGAAGACGUAAUACAUUUAUAGACUGAGUAAAUUUUGCUUUAA
Molecule: messenger RNA, 3303 nt
Organism: Prosopis cineraria
Lineage: Eukaryota; Viridiplantae; Streptophyta; Magnoliopsida; Fabales; Fabaceae
Product: protein NPGR1
Exons: 7
Coding region: 932-3100 (722 amino acids)
Molecular function (GO): protein binding
Source: RefSeq, a predicted model, not a curated record